Molecule: messenger RNA, 2196 nt
Organism: Cygnus atratus (black swan)
Lineage: Eukaryota; Metazoa; Chordata; Aves; Anseriformes; Anatidae
Gene: CD276
Product: CD276 molecule
Exons: 8
Coding region: 148-1077 (309 amino acids)
Source: RefSeq, a predicted model, not a curated record
GAAGCGGCCGCAGCCAACCAGGGCCCGAGCGGAUCCGAAGGGAUCCGACGGGAUCCGAAAGGAGCCGAAGGGAUCCGGAGGGAGCCGAGCGGGGCCGAGCGCAGCCGAGCCGGGCUGAGGCGCGGGUGCUGAGGAGACGCCCCAGCGAUGCUCUGCCCGCUGCUCGCCCUGGCGCUCAGCCUGGCAGGUGCCAUGGAGAUCCAGGUCCCGGAGGAGCCCGUGGUGGCCCUUUUUGGCCGAGACACCACCUUGCGCUGCUCCUUCUCCCCCGAGGCCAAUUUCAGCCUGGACGACCUCAGCCUCAUCUGGCAGCUGACGGACACCAAGCGCUUGGUGCACAGCUUCUCUGGCGGCAGGGACCAGCUGGCCGACCAGGGCGGGGGCUACGCCAACCGCACGGCCCUCUUCUACGACCAGCUGGCCCAGGGCAACGUCUCGCUGCUCCUCCGGCGUGUGGAGAUCGCGGAUGAGGGCAGCUUCACCUGCUUCGUCCGCGUCCGCGACUACAGCAGCGCCGCCGUGACGCUGCAGGUGGCAGCUCCCUACUCCAAGCCCAAUUUGAACCUGGAGCCCAACAAAGACUUGAAGCCUGGGGACCUGGCGGCUGUGACUUGCCACGCAUCCCGCGGCUACCCCGAGGCCAGCGUCCUCUGGCAGGACAGCCAGGGCACCAACAUCACAGAGAACAUCACCACGUCCCAGGUGGCCAACGAGGAAGGUCUCUUUGACGUGCACAGCGUCCUCCAGGUGCUGGUGGAGCCCAGCAGCACCUACUCCUGCCUGGUGCGAAACCCGGUGCUGCAGCAGGAGACCCAUGCCUCCGUCACCAUCACGGGCCAACACCUCGCCUUCCCCGCCGUGGCUCUCUGGGUGACGGUGGGACUCGCCAUCUGUGUAGUGGUGCUGCUCGUCGUCCUGGCUUACAUCUGCCAGAAGAAAAUCCGUGAGAGCUGCGAGGAAGAGGAGGAAAAUGCAGGGACAGAGGAGCAGGAUGAGGAUGGGGAAGAACCCAAGACAGCUCUGCAGCCGCUGAAGAGCACAGAAGACAAAGCAGAAAACGAGCAAGAAAUUGAUUGACGCGAGCUGGGACAGCUCCAGGCAACACCGUGUGCCCUGCACCACCCUGCGGUGACAAACCCAGGACACCUCGGAGGGACAGGGACACCCCAACCCUCUGCCACCGCCGCUCCGGGUGCCAUCCCCCUCUUCCCGCGCCGGCCGCGUUUUUGGGGCGCCCUGGGGCUGGAGAGAGGCUGCGCCUCCCUUUACCCCCAGUGAGCCCCCAAAGCCACCUCCCGAGGGACCUGGCACAUCGUGUCCUGCGUGGGGUCGUUGGGUGUCUGUCUGUCCGUUCUCAUCCCCAGGGAGCGCCGGGCUGAGCCCCCAGGGUGAGCAUCAUUCCAGAGGCACAUUAGGACAAUUAUUUUGUUUUUUUUUUUUUUUCACCUUGCACCACUGCAGUUCCAACCGGACUUUUAUUCUUGCCUUAAAUGCAUGGUUAUCCCAUGCUUCAAAUUAACACAGAGGAUUUUUCAGGGGGGUGAAUCUUCUCCCUGUCCCGACCCUGCAGCCGGAGGCAGGGCUCAGGGAAUAACUAGGGCUGUGCUGCGUGAUGCCUUUUUUUUAUUUUGGAGCGGUUGGAAGGCGGUGGGUGGCAGAGGCAGGGGGUUUUAGCAAGGGGCAAGGUGUUAAUGCCACCCACAGAACCUAGGUUCAGCCCAGGAAUGCUGGAAAAAACACCCCAAUACCGUUUUUAAGGGAAAAAAAAACACACCAAAAUCUAGUUUUUAAGAGAAGUUUGUGCAUCCAUGGGGUAUGUGACAGGUGCUCAUCCCCAGCUGGACCAAUGUGCCUAUUGCCUAAUUAAAUAUUAAACAAUAACUCGGGAGCACGCGGGGGGUGCACUAAAGCCCUGCAAAGCGCCUUAGCAUCCUUGGUGCCCCAAGUGUUUGUGCUGGAAAUAAUGCUUGUUUAACUCAAUUUGGGUAAAACCGCCCGCUCGGAUGGCUGCAGGAAGAGGCACCCCAAUGCCAAGCGUGGCUGACGCCGGGGAACGAACGCAGGCUGAGAAAUGGGUUUGCUCGUGGCGUGUCCCUGGGUCCAGCGAUGGGUCUCUGUUGGUUGUCAUUUUUAUUUAAAAUCCAAGGAUCUGGAGGGUUUCGUGCCUUGACAAAUAAACUCGUGGGUUGUUUUGGA